AUGACAAGUGACAACUGCAAUACAUUACUUAGCCUGGACGUGCUAUCCUUGGAAGAUGUGUACUGGCUGGAGGACUCAACAGCGCGUCACGUGCUGGACCCCAAAGAUUUCGGCACGUGGUCCGCGGCGCGUCAGAGUCUGCCCACCGGCAAAGAGGCGCUCCAGACCCUCAAAGUGGAUCUCUGGAGCGCCGUCGUCAAGACCAGCAAGCAUCAGGAUGCGUGGACUUGGGGUGGCAUGCUGGUGGUAUCGGUGUCAGUGUGCGGUCUCGUGACCCUGGCGGCCAUGACACAGCCUUCGCUGGCGCCGGAAGCCAAGCACUCCCUGCUGCAGUACGUCACGGGGAAGUACCUGCAUCCGCCCAGCUGUAAGGUGGAGUGGGGAUGGGAGGAACCACAGCCGGUGGGUGAUACGAUGUGCUUCACGGUGCUCUGCUACCAGCGAAACGGUCAGCCCUAUCCCGUUUGUGACACCGAUGACCUCAGUGUUAGCAUCGCGCACGGCACCAAAAAGAUCACGGCUGUAAUGGAACUGGGUUCCGACGACCCGGCGCAGGCGCACACGGCGCGCGUUAAGUUCACAGUGCGCACCGCAGGACUCUACGUCAUAUCUGUUCUGAUCGGCGGCGCGCAGGCAGCGGGCGGGCCGUUUCGCAAGUGGUUCGCGGCGGGGCGGCCAGCGGCGCGGCGCUCGCGCGUGGGCCGCGUGCCCGCCGCGCUGCUGUGCACUGCCGGCCGCGCGCGCGCGCUGCACGUGCACCCGCGCGACCAGUUCGACAACCCGGCGCCGCUCGCCGCGGGUUUCUCGAUCGAGAUCAGGGUGGUUGGAGGCGAAGUAGACGAGAAGUUGUCGUCCGCGGCAACGUUUCAAUACGACUCCGUCAACCAGCGCGUCGCUGUGGAGAUGUGCUUCCCGGAGCCAGGCGUGUACCGCGCCGCAAUCUUCUACGAUGGAGUGCUGCUGCAUAAUGGAGAGUUUGAUUGUAUAGUGCUUACUGUAGUAUCGGAACCAUGUACUUCUCAAGCAAGACCAGAACUUAAACUAUCAACUCCAGGAAAAAUGAGGAAACAGAGCUCAAAAAAAAUUGAACUCGACAAUUUUGAUCUGUGUGCUCUAAGAAACCUUGUCAACAGUUUCUAUACAGUACGGAAAGAAAUUCCAACAUUGAAAAAGAUUUUAACGGCUGCAAAAGCAGAUCUAAAUUUUCCAGCGGGCGAGGCGGCGAGCGUGCAGCGCGCGAGCGGGAGGCGCGCGCACGCCGCGUUCGAGGCGCGGCUGCUGGCGCCCGGCCGCCCGCGCCGCGUGCUGCUCGCGCUCAGCGCCAAGCAUCUGCUGCUCAAGGACUACGUGCUCAAGUUUAUCCCCAAGCGCAUCGCCGCGUUCAGGCUCUGCCCCUCAACUAAGCUAACUUUAUUACCGCGAAUAGGACCUGGUCCAGGGGGCGAAUUUACAUUGGAUGAUGGUGUUCAGCCGGCAAUGCGACUCUCGUCGCCACAACGGGAUUUAAUUGCUGCUACGUUCACACAGUUGCUUAUAGCAAAUUGUGGUGGAGAGGAUUCGUUUAAGAACAAGCAGGAGUUCUUCUACAGCGAGAUGCGCAAGGCACAUGCGAGGUAUCCUCACGAGAAGCUGAGCGUGCGCGUGCUGCGGGCCGAACUUCUCCGCAGCAGCCUCAAGGCCACACGGCACUUCACUGUCGCCGACUGGUGCAAGAACUUCGACGUCUCCUUUCAGGGCGAGCAGGGCGUGGAUUGGGGUGGCGUACGAAGAGAGUGGUUCUCGCUCGUGUGCGCGCAGCUAUUUGAUGCCAAGUUUGGACUGUUUGUACCGUUCCGUGACUCACCCACCGCACUGGUGCACCCCAACCCUGACCGCCCGCCGCAUCUUAAGCUGAAGCACUUCGAGUUUGCGGGCAAGUUGGUGGGCAAGUGCCUGUACGAAUCGGCGCUGGGUGGCUCAUACCGGCAGCUAGUGCGUGCGCGCCUCACGAGGUCCUUCCUCGCGCAGAUAAUUGGCCUCCGAGUACACUACAAGUAUUUCGAGCAAGACGAUCCGGAGCUGUACCUGUCCAAGAUCAAGUACAUUCUGGAUACUGACUUGGAUGCUGAGGAUGCUCUCGAGCUUACAUUCUCAGAAGACGUUUAUGAUUCUAGCGGGCACCUGGUCGAGACACAUGAUCUUGUACCCAAUGGUUCGUCUAUAAGGGUGAACAACAGCAACAAGACACAGUACCUGGAGGCGCUGGCGCAGUGGCGGCUGGCGGCCCGCGUGCGUCUUGAAUUGGCCGCCUUCCUGCGGGGCCUGCAGCUGCUCGUGCCGCACCACCUGCUCUCCAUCUUUGACGAGAACGAGCUAGAGCUGCUGGUGUGCGGCACGGGCGAGCUUUGCGCGGCGGACUGGCGCGCGCACGCGCUUGUGGCGGGUGCGGGGCGCGACUGGCAGCGCCGCCUGGCCUGGUUCUGGGCCGCGCUCGCCAGCCUCAGUGGCGAGGAGCGCGCGCGCCUGCUGCAGUUCUGCACCGGCUGCUCGCAGCUGCCGCCCGGCGGAUUCCAGGUGAGUGCUGCACGCACUGUUCACACUGCAAAUGCUGCUGGCCUGGUUUUAGGCCGCGCUCGCCAGUCUCAGCGGCGAGGAGCGCGCGCGCCUGCUGCAGUUCUGCACCGGCUGCUCGCAGCUGCUGCCCAGCGGAUUCCAGCUGCACCGACUUUUGGUGCCCUGCCCACGGCACACACCUGCUUCAACCAGCUCUGCUUGCCGGACUACGACAGCUACGAGCAAAUGGUACACGCGCUGCUCUGGGCUAUUAACGAAGGCGGCGAAGGCUUUGGCAUGAUCUAG
Parnassius apollo (apollo) is the source of this 2838-nucleotide messenger RNA. Lineage: Eukaryota; Metazoa; Arthropoda; Insecta; Lepidoptera; Papilionidae. The record is from the annotation of a GenBank genome assembly.